Molecule: messenger RNA, 1735 nt
Organism: Eupeodes corollae
Lineage: Eukaryota; Metazoa; Arthropoda; Insecta; Diptera; Syrphidae
Product: CDK5RAP3-like protein
Exons: 4
Coding region: 131-1651 (506 amino acids)
Biological process (GO): regulation of mitotic cell cycle; regulation of cyclin-dependent protein serine/threonine kinase activity
Cellular component (GO): endomembrane system
Source: RefSeq, a predicted model, not a curated record
CAAAAAGUGAAAGACGUAGAAAACAACUAAAAUAAAAUACAUCAUGUUCUAAAGUCUUGCUUUGCUACGUGGACAACAAAAAUAAUCCGCUUUAUUUUUUAAAGAAAACAGCAAUUAACAGGCUGCCAGAAUGAAUGAAGCCGAUAUUCCUAUCGAUAUUCACACUUUGAAGCUACAAGACUGGCUGGUCAGUCGUCGAAUAGUUCCAAGAAACAUUCAACCCUACAUCAAAGAUAUCCGCGAAAAAAUCAGCAAUGCCCUACAGGAUAUGCCUUCGAAUGACCAACUUAUUGCUUUGCUUUCUGGUGCACACAUAAACUACUACCAUUGUAAGGAAAUUGUUGAGAUUCUCAAACAAACUGAGAAAGACACAAAAAGUCUCUUUGGGAGCUAUGGCAGUCAAAGGAUGAAGGAUUGGCAAGAAAUAAUUCGAUUGUAUGAGAAAGAAAACAUCUAUCUUGGUGAAAUCGCUCAAAUGUAUGUGCGGAACAUCAACUAUGAAAUUCCUGCUGCUAAGAAGCACAUAACCAGACUGGAACAACAAAGUGAGGACGCGUUAAAGCGCGUUAAGGUGCUGUCAAAACAGGAAACCUCACUUUUAAAUGAACAUUCGUCGAUUCUUCAGCAGUUGGGAUUGAAGGGAAUAAGUUUGCGACGGGAGAUCACUGAAUCCUUGCAGAAACUUCCUGAAAUCUAUACACACUCACUUAGAAACAUCGGAACACUGCAGGAAGCAGUGGAUAUGUAUGCUAGUUUUUCCAAAAACGAAAAGUGUCUUCCCAUUCUCAGACAUCUCAUGCAAUUCGGAAACACAACAGUCUACCAUUAUGUGCAUAAAGAGGCGCCGUUGAUUGUGGAGGAGAAUCCAAUUAUCUUAAAUCUGGUCGAAGAAGAAUCACCUGUCGGUGAUAAUGAAAUUGAUUUUGGGAAUGAUGACAACGGAGACUCCUCAACCAUAUCAGGGGAGAUGAUUGACUUUGGGGACUUGCAGAUCGAUACACCUGCAGAAUCAGGUGGUGACAUCGAUUGGGGUAUAGAAAGUACGCCCGCGGAUGAAAAAGAGAUUGACUUCGAUGUUCCUAUCGAAGAAUAUGGCAUGGUCAUUGAAGGUGUUGGUGUAGAUGGAGGAACUGCCAAAGGUGAUGAGGCAUACACCCUGCUGGAUUCCCCAAACUAUCGUGAAAGAUUCCGAAACGAACUCUACGAAUUGCAAGCAUUUGUUGAACGACGUCUAAUUGAACUCAGUCAGGAGGAUGACGCCAGCAAUAUGUUAUAUUCAAUGAUGGAAUCCUUAUCCACCCAUGACGCAGCGAGUGUUAAAAAAAUGGCUGACAGUGUCAACGACAUUCUAGCUGAGGUUGAAGACGAAAAUACACAACAGCUCUUCCAGCUUAAGCACUCGCCUAAAUGUGCCGAAAUUCUGGCAUCGAAACUUAAGCAAAAAAUGGUGGCUGUCGAGAAGGUUCGUGCGAAUCAGGAGGCUCUUAAAAUAAAGUCCGAGGAACUAUUGAAAGAAAGUGUAGAACUGAUUCCAGUCCAGGAUAAACUUAUCGAACAAACUAAAAUUCUACAAGACAAAAUUGAAAAGGAAAUUUCAAAGCGUUACAAAAAUCGUGUGGUCAAUUUGAUGGGGGGAUUGAAUACCAAUUGAAAUUGGUAUUGCUAUUUGUUUUAUAUUUUAUGUUAGAUCGAUAUUUUAGUCGAAAGUCAAAUACAUUUUAUUUACACAAAACAA